This is a messenger RNA of Saccharomyces eubayanus, 1203 nucleotides long. It is a transcript of the gene MED2, whose product is annotated as Med2p. The record is from RefSeq and is a predicted model, not a curated record. NCBI's taxonomy places the organism in Eukaryota, Fungi, Ascomycota, Saccharomycetes, Saccharomycetales, Saccharomycetaceae. The transcript has a single exon. Bases 1 to 1203 code for a protein of 400 amino acids.
AUGGUAGUGCAAAAUACUCCGGUUCCAUCCGUUCAUACAUCUAGUUCACUAGAACAAGGAAAAAGUACAAAGACAACGACAUAUAAGAACAAGCUUACCGUUUGUUUUGAUGAUAUCUUGAAAGUUGGAGCAGAAAUGAUGAUGCAACAGCAAUUGAAAAAUGUACAGUUAGAUUCUUACCUUGUUAAUGGUUUUAGUCAAUCUCAACAAAAAUUGUUAAAAGAAAAAGUCAAAUUAUUUCACGGAAUUCUGGAUGAUUUAGAGACUUCUUUGAAUCAGAGCUCUUCAUACGUAAAGACUCUCACAGCACUAGGAAGAGAGAAGGAAAAGGAAAGGGAAGAAGCUGAAAUGAGAAAGGCUGAGGAGGAAAAUCUGAGAAAACUUAAAGAGCAAGAAGAAUUGAAGAAACGUCAUGAACUAGAAGAAGCUUCCCAACAACAACAACAACAACAACAACAACAGCUGAAGCAGCAGCAAAAUCCAAAGGAGAGCGAUGGUCUCGGCCUUGAUUUUUCCGCAGCAGCACCUUCAAGCGCAGUAGGUACCAACCAUAGGAGGCAAAAUAACCAAGAACAUGGAUCUCUCCAACCCUCUAACCAAAUACAAAGUGAAAACACAAAUAAUGCUCCUACUAGUGGCACCAAUUUCUCCCCUGUAGCCGCUACUCAGAGUCAGGGUCAGCAAGGGCAGCCUUCGGAUGCAAUGUUUAAUGAUUUAAAUUCCAUGGACAUUUCGAUGUUUUCAGGACUCGAUAAUGCGGCUUUCGACUCAACAGCCUUCAAUGCACCAGCGAAUGGUACAAAGGGUCUUGAAGAUAGUAAUUUAUCUAAUACUAACAAUGAUAUUAACAUACCCUCCGCUAAUAAUAAUAUGAGCACAAAUACCAGUAGCAAUAGCAACAAGAAUAAUAACAUUAACAUUAACAGCAACAAUAGCAACAAUAGCAACAACAACGAUAACGACAACAACAACAACGACAACAAUAACAACAACAGCAAUGACAACAAUAACACCAGUAACAAUGGAAACAAUAUAGGCAGUAGUGACUUACAGACAGCAAACGUCCCCAAUACUGGAGAUAACCCCCCUCCAGCUGACAACGGUGAUGAAUAUUUGACAUUAAAUGAUUUCAACGACUUGAAUAUCGACUGGUCAACAACAGGGGAUAAUGGCGAGUUGGACCUUGGUGGCUUCAGUAUAUAG